GGGGCCACUGGGCAAUCGGGGCAGGCCCUUCGUCUGGCCCCGCCUCGUCUGCCCCGCCAGCGCGUCGAGGGAGGGGCCAGCGACACAUGGCCUAGUAACCGCCCGGCCGUGGCGCUGGCUUAAGCCAUGGCUGAGAGUAGCCGGAUUCCUCAGGCCCGGGCGCUCCUACAGCAGUGCCUGCACGCCCGGCUGCAAAUUCGCCCAGCCGAUGGGGACGUCGCGGCCCAGUGGGUGGAGGUCCAAAGAGGACUGGUGAUCUACGUGUGCUUUUUCAAGGGAGCUGAUAAAGAACUUCUUCCCAAAAUGGUUAAUACACUGUUAAAUGUGAAAUUAAGUGAGACAGAAAAUGGCAAGCAUGUCUCUAUAUUGGAUCUACCUGGCAACAUUCUUAUUAUCCCUCAAGCUACCCUUGGAGGAAGACUAAAAGGAAGAAACAUGCAAUAUCACUCUAACUCUGGAAAAGAAGAAGGGUUCGAACUUUACUCUCAAUUUGUGACUCUAUGUGAAAAAGAAGUAGCUGCUAAUAGCAAGUGUGCUGAAGCUAGGGUUGUAGUGGAACAUGGCACUUAUGGGAACAGGCAGGUGUUAAAGCUGGACACCAACGGACCAUUCACACACUUAAUUGAGUUUUGAAAAUGAAAAACUAGUUUCUAUAGCUCUUUUCUGGUAUGAAAUGAUCUAAAGUAUAAUUAGAUUUUCUUCCUCUUCAUCCUGAAUAUACUAAUCUUCAGCAUUUUUAGACAAGAAAAUCUUGGGUUUCAUAUAUAACUCUGCACCUGCUAAUUGGAUGACUUUGCCAAGUCACCUAAACUCUGGAUCUCAGUCACCUUUUGUCCUACAUUCCUCUACCCUUCUACUUGAAAAUUUGAAAUAUGCUGUCUGUUCACUUCAUAGUCAUUAAGGAAAUGUUCUUAAUUUUUUUUUGUUUUUGUUUUUUUUUUGAGAUGGAGUCUCGCUCUGUCGCCAGACUGGAGUGCAGUGGCGCAAUCUCGGCUCACUGCAACCUCCACCUCCUGGAGUCAAGCGAUUCUCCUGCCUCAGCCUCCCAAGUAGCUGGGAUUACAGGCGCAUGCCACCAUGCCCAGCUAAUUUUUUUGUAUUUUUAGUAGAGAUGGGGUUUCACUGUGCUGGCCAGGAUGGUCUCGAUCUCCUGACCUCGUGAUCCGCCCACCUCAGCCUCCCAAAGUGCUGGGACUACAGGCAUGAGCCACCGUGCCCGGCCUCUUAGUUGUUUUUUAAAAAUUGUGUACAUUUUAAGUAUUUUGCAAUGAAGAAAUUCAUGCAAACAAGAAAAACACAUUUCUUAUACCAUCAAAUUUGUGUAGCAUGUAAUAAAAAUAACUAUUUGUAUUAAAAUUAGGUAAACUUCAGCACAACCCAAUUAUAACUUUGUUAAUUUUGUUUACUAUUUCAGUUUUCUGUAUUUCCAUAUGUAAGUCACCAUUUCUUUUAAUAAUAUGCAUGAAAAUGUAAUAUAGGGCCAAAUGUGGUGGCUCAUGCCUAUAAUCCCAGCACUUUGGGAGGCCGAGGUGGGAGGAUCACUUGAGCCCAGGAGUUUGAGACCAGCCUGGGCAGAAUAGCAAGACCCAGUCUCUAACAUAUACAUAUACAUAUACAUAUAUAUAUAUAUAUGUGUGUGUGUGUGUGUAAUAUAGAAGGGUUAUUGUGUGUUAUAUUACUUUCCAGGGACAUUCAAAUGUUUUACAUUUCUUUAAGAAUCUUUACUUGAUAUAAGAACAAAGUAUAAGGGUUUAAAAUUGUUUUUAUUAAACAUAGUAUAUAAAUGGGUUAAUGGUCUAUUUUUCAGUUUUUACCAAAACCAUGUGUCUCACUUUUUGUCUUCGCUUUUUAAAGAACUGGUUCAUGAAAUUAGUGUUAGUUCAUAAAUUGUUUAAGAAGUUCCUUUUCCAUUGAAUUAGAUUGCUGUAAAAGGGAGAAAAAGGGAAGCUUCCCAUAAGAAUAGUUUGAAAACAAAUUGACUUGUUCAUUUCCAUAUUAUCUGCUUGAUGAUAUGGAGCCAGUGUCAAUUUUUCUGUUAGUGAAUGUUUUGGACUAGAUGUUCCCGUCCCCAAAAUUCAUAUGUUGAAGCCCUUAUUAAUGUGAUGGUAUCUGGAGAUGGGGCUCCUCCAACCAUCCCAUCCUGGAACAUAUAAGCCAGAAAGAAAGUAGUCUCCAGAAACAGACCAUGCUGACACCUUGAGUUUGAACUUCUAAUCACCAGAACUGUGAGGAAAUAAAUUUCUGGUGUUUAAACCACCCAGUCCUAUGGUAUUUUUUUAGGGCAGUCUGAGCUAGGACAGUGAUAUAAGAUAGACAGCUAGUAAGGUAAACUUUUCAAAGGCAAGAGAGGAAGAUAUACAAGAAAUUGAAAGAAUAAUUAAGUCAGUAAGAGGUAAUAUUCAGUUUUGGCAAACUCCUCUGACUUGAGUUGAAAAUACUUUUUUUUUUAAGAGUAAAAACCAAAUAACUAAUUCUAAUUGACAAAAAAAGGUAAAUAAAUAAACAUCCUAAGUAGCUGCUGAAAUUUCCAUUGUGUCUUAUAGUUUCUUUAGGUCUGUGUUCCGAAGAUGCUUAAAAUUUUUAUCAUGAAAAAUCCUAUUUUCUCUAUACCCUUCCUGUACUAUUCUAUUUUGGAACCAGAGAAUCAAUAACUGGCUUGGUAAUGAGCUCAUUGUCCUUAACUUUUGCUUUAUUGAUUCACAAUACACUUACUGAAAUGUAAUAAACUAUUCAUAAACUUGCAAA
Molecule: messenger RNA, 2745 nt
Organism: Pan troglodytes (chimpanzee)
Lineage: Eukaryota; Metazoa; Chordata; Mammalia; Primates; Hominidae
Gene: DTD2
Product: D-aminoacyl-tRNA deacylase 2
Exons: 3
Coding region: 127-633 (168 amino acids)
Biological process (GO): tRNA metabolic process
Cellular component (GO): cytoplasm
Molecular function (GO): D-tyrosyl-tRNA(Tyr) deacylase activity
Source: RefSeq, a predicted model, not a curated record